AUGAAGGUGAAAGUCAUAUUGCGUUCCAUGGAGGAGAUCAUGCAAGAGCACUGACAUGAUCUUCAUGUAAAAUCCUACCACAUUUUCUUGACCAGGGGAUGUCAUUGGAAAGUUGGGAGGGCUGAUAGUUCUUGAAUUUGAAAGGGGGGGCAAACAGAACUAAUCGUCAACAGAAGGCCCACAGUUUGUGGAUUAUCAAUCAUAGUGGAAUGAGUAUACCCACAUUUGGAAGUUUAUGGGAAUGUAAUUUGAAUUCGAAAUGAAGUGCAGAAAAAUUGCACAAAUGAUUCUCAACAAGUUUUGGAUAAUUGUAUAUUUUUUAGGAUAAUUUUUAUUUUAUUUUCUUUUAGUUUAUUCUACAAUGGUUUCAUCUGAAACUAAAGUAAUUAUUUUGAAUAGAGAGUAUUUAGGAACUAUGAUCUAGCUUUAAGGCCUCAGGAGAAAGUAGUAGAAUAUGCUUGAGCCAUUAAUGCUGCAAAGUUGGAGAAUGUUCUUCUCUUUCUAUUCUUAUUGAUCUAUUAUGCUUUCAUAAUCAUUUUCUUUAAAAUGAUUUUUUACAAACCCUAAACAUCCAAACAACACUAUUUUAGAUUUUUUACAAGACCUUUUGUUGGCACAAUAGAUGGACAUGUUGAUGGAGUAUUAUGUAUGGCAAAGAACUUAAUAAGUUUUCAUUAUCAUGAGUUAAUAACUUAUUAAUAAUAUAAUUUAAGCUUUAACUCAUGAUAAAUAAACUUAUAUUUAUGUUAAAUUGAGAAAUAUAGUUUUUAGUUAGUUAAUAUGAAUUUUUGACUAAUUAUGUGAUUUUAUGUGAAUUUAUAUAAUUUUUAUAAUUAUAUUUUUGAAAUAAAAUGAAGAGAAAUAAAAUAAAAUAAAUAUACAUAUAAAAAGGGGGAUCUGCUAAGCUUCAAGUAGGUCAGAAGCACAAUUAGGCAGAGCCACGAGUAGGGGCUCAAGCAACUUUGGAACAAUCGAUAUGACACAUGUGCAUCAUUCCCCUUCCACAUCAUCAAUGAUUAGUUAAUCAUGAGACAAGGAGUAGUACACAUGUGAGAGGAUUAUAUUGACCAUAGGAAAAAGCAUUACUAUAUCUACAUUUCAAAAUUUAAAAAAUAAUCAAUACGAAACUAAACACACAUCACUACUCAUUGUGAGGUUUUUAAUGAUUUUAAUAUCUAAAAUACCCCUAGCUUAUAAAAAGUAGAUACCCUUAUGACAUCUCUUGAUAAGAGUAUUCAUUUACUUAUUUAACUCUCUUCUAUAGGCAGGCGACCAAUGAAAGUUCGAAUACUAUUAUAGUCAAAAUUUCUAUUUUUAUCUAAUUAAAUUAUGAUUUUAUUAUAGAACAUUAGUUAAUGAUUAAGCUAUCAUAAUCACUCAAUCAUCAAUAAAAAUGUCAUCAAGAAAAUCAUCUUUGAUUAAUUGACAAAUUAUUUGUCAUCAAAAAGAGAACAAUCUAUUAAAAGAUGAGUCACCACCUCUUACCAGAUGUGAUGAAGAGUUUCCUAUUAGUAUGUGGACUUGAAGAUGAAGCUCCCUAAGAUGUUCUCCACCUCCAUCCUAUUUAUCUCUAUCAAAUCACAAUUGUUGAAGUUCUAAAAAUAUCAUUUUUCAACUAUGUUGGGUAAAAACAAUUAGAGAUAAUUUGACAACUCAUUUUAUUGAUUUUUAGACUUUGUAAGAAGACCUAAAAUUUACUCACGUCGUCCAUAUUUAAAGAGAGUUUUGAAGUUGUGGACAUCGCAUGACAAUUCUCUUUAACACACAAAAUUUCAACGAUUACUACCGCAAAGUUGAAACUCUAUCAUUUCUAAUUUAAACUUAAUUUUGUGAGUUUUUAUGUGAUUUUAAGUUUCUAAACUCUUCUUCAUUAAAAUAUGAUUCUUCUAGCUUUUACUGAUCUUAAUUUGAUUAAUUAAAUCUAUAAUAGCUUACAAAAAAGUUGUUGAAUAAAAUUUUAUUUCUACCUAAAUUACAUUCAUUAAGUCACUAAUGUCAUCUUGACAUCCUCACACAAAUUUUCUCUUUUCAUAAAUUUUAAGAUAUAAUUUAUCUUCAUUUUUUACUUUAAAAAUUAUAAAAACUUAUAUUCUUUGAGAAAAAAAUUUAAAUAUUACUAAGUAUUAUCUUACAUCUUUGUGAUUGAUUUGAAAAUUUCUUCCUAUUUUUGAAACCUUUUAUCAAAUUAUAAUUUAUUUAUUUAUUCUAAAAUAUUCUUAAAAAUCUAAAAAUUAAUAUUUUCCAGUUUAUAAAUUUAAAAUUUACGUGAUUUAUCAUAUACUGAUUAGGUCACGUCAGAACCCUAAUCACCUAAAAGACAUAUUUUCAGCCUCAAUAGAUGGAGGUGAAUAUGAAGUGUGGAAUCAUGUGAUUAUAAUGCUCUUUAUUUAGUAGGAUCUUUUUAGUUUGUAUGGGGGUUCUUCAAUUUUAGACUUCCUUUUUUUUUAGCUUUACAUCCCCAUGUUUUGUGUCUCCUUUUUUAUUUAGAAACAAGUUACUAUGGUUAGUGCUUAUUCAAUGAAAACACACAUGUUAAACCCUUUAUUAUGUUGGCUUGUCUAUCUAUAAUAUAUUCAUGACCUAAUACAUAUCAAUCAUUUGAAAUUCAUGAAUUAUUUAUGCCAUUUCACCCUUUUGAAUCGUUCUUGAUGGCAUAACUUAUUUUUAUAAUUGAAAAAUGAUAAGUUGCAUCUGAUGGACAUGUUGAACUCUGAAGUGACUCAUGUAAAUGUUAGUGAAAAUAUUUUAAAAGCCCAUUUCUUUUGGAAACCUGAAAUUCAAUAGCUUUAACAAUAAAUUCUCCUAAAAAAAGUCUUGUCAAUGUAGAAACCCAUGGCAAACGUCAAAAAGUAUACAUGAUAUUUUGUCUCCCACAAGUAUUCCCAUUUAGUGACCAAAAAGAUGGAAGUGGCAAUUUAGACGCAGGUUUCCUAUUCAAAUGAAGCAUAUUUUUCCAUAGAAGAAUAAGUACAGGAAUUCAAUGUCGUUCUAUUAUUUCUGUGGUGAGGGAGAAAGUGUGUCCUUUGUCCUAGGUUAACCACACUGUUUAUAAUGAUUACCAUGUGUUCUAAAGGGGUCAUGUAGUAUGGCUAAGAGGCUGUGGUCUCCUUACCCUUCUGCCUAAAGGAAAAUAUGAAACUGAUGGAUGCAUGUGUGUUGGUGAGCUCAUUGUUUGGUGAAUUGGGAGGUUAGUGGCCACAUAUUCAUUUUUUAACUAUAUAAAAAAGUUUCAUGCACAUUAGGCAAAUCAUUGAGCUUUUUUAGCUCGAAAUAAAUUAAAAAGCUUGCCUGUUUCUAAUCCCUCCGAAGACGAUCACGUGCAUCUUGUAAAGAUGAAUGUCUGGUAAGGAAAAUCAAAGCAGAUAAUAAGAUGGUAAUAAUAAGAUGUAUGUAGGGAUUAUUUGAAGAAGGAUUGUGAUGGUGCACGGUGUUUUAUCUUAGGGAUGUUAAAUCAGAUGAUGUUUUCAGAAUGGAACUUGGAUCAUAUUGGUAUGACGGUUAUUGGUACUUCUUGGUCUCCUGCCUACUUUCUCAUCUAUGGUCGUACAUUUCGAGUUUAAACCGAAAAUUUCUGCGUUGCCCACUUUUAUCAGAGCAGAUGGAUUUGCAGACUUGUCUCUAACUUUUAUGCACGUCAUCUAUUUAGCUAGACCUAAAAAUACAGGACUAAGCCAUUGUUGAUGAAUAGUCCUGAAAUAAAGAGAAUACUUUUUGACUAAUCAGCAUAGCAUAGUCUUUGGGAACCCCAAUUUGGUUCUUCCCUCAAUAUUAAAUUGGUUUUGCUGAUGUGAGAAGUUGUGUGCUUUGCAUUUUAUUUCAUGGAUUUGAGAUUCACUGCUCCAGAUCAAUUAUAAGCCUUGAAUCUGUCCUAUCAAACCACUAUUCUUGUUGCUAAAAUUGUUCUCUGGCUUCUCAAUUUUUUUCUGAUCAUUCGGGUAUCUGAUCAAUUGUUUUCUGAUCAAUUCUUGGGACAUGGUUUCCAGGUAGCACAUGAAAUCUGAGAAUUUUAGUUUCUUCUGUUAUUGAUUUUACUGACUGACUUAGGGGGUUUUCUCAUUGCUUAGAAAUGUUCUUAGGCUAUGACACGAUGCUCUUUAUUAUUUGAAGAAGCUGGACUCCUUUGUGACUCAUGAAAUUCCAUAUAUAUUCUUUUCAUAUUUCUUCUUGAUAAAGGCUUAGCUUCUCAAUUCUAUCUUAUAUUUGCCCAAAUCUCUUAUGCUAUGGUUCGUUGCUGCUCUUUGGAUUCUCCAUAUGAAAACAGGCGCACUGUUUGUCAGUACCCUGGUCGCAAAGGUGCUGUGCAUGUCUUGAGAGUAUCUAUAGAUGGGAGCAUUCUUAUAUCUUGUGGUACUGAUUGCAUGUGAGUUCCUGGCGAUACACUAGUUGACGUACUACUUCCUUGAAUUCUUUGGAUGCCAAUUUUAUUAUUUAUUUCUUUAUAGAUGUAUAUAUAUAUCAAUAUACACCUUUUUUAUGAUUUUUCAUUGAUAGUCAUUUAAUUUCGCAUGCACAUCUUAGAAUUGCAUAAUUUAAAAUACUUUUCAUUUUCACCAUGGGUUGCAAUUUUCUUUGCAGCGUCAGACAGUGGAGUGUCCCCAUAACAGGAGUUGGAGAGUCUGAGGAUUCAUCCAGAGAUAUCUCAGAAGUGUGUAUAUUCAGUCAUAAUAUACCAUGUAGAUAAUAUCUCAUGUUUUCAUACACACUAAAUCCCAUGUAUUCUUUCAAAUUUUCAGCCAUUGAUAGUUUCUGCGUGGAAGCAUGCCUUCUGAUGAGAUUGGAAGUCUCAUCUUUGCAAUGGCAUCAUGCAAGGCCUGUUAUGAUCUAGUUUUUUCAUGUCAGAAAAAUAAACCUGUGCGUUUCUACGUUAAUUUUUUCAGGGGAGCUGAUCAUCAGUGGAACGGUAAUAUUUUUGCCACAGCUGGUGCUCAGGUUGGUAUAUGGGACCACAACAGGUUUCUAUGCUUAAUUUAUAUUUAAUUGAAACUAAUGACUUAAUCAAAUUUAAUCAGUAAUUGACCCAACAUUGCUUUAUGACUCCAAAUUAUACUCUACAAAAGGUCUGAACCGUUGAACACCUUUGGAUGGGGAAAUGACACUUUUGUUUUAGUUCGGUUUAAUCCUGGAGAACCCAAUUUAUUGGUGACAUCAGCCAGGUAAGGACAUUGUGCUAUUCAUGUAUAUUGUUUCUUUUUUCUAAUAGAUUUUGCCUUCUUGGAAACAGUUGAAUUAGUGUAAAUCUCUUGUCCAUCAUGCGGUGAUAUCAUUUGAGAUACCUGGCUGUAAUGGGCAAGUAAUCAACGCAUUUAUGUUUACGGUAUAGAAAAUAAUUUUAUUGAAGAAAUAACUAGUGCCAGUAAUCUUUAUAAGCCCAUAUUCUAUAUUGAAGCAUGUAUGAAAAAAGUUGACACCAAAGUAGAAGAGCCUAUGAGAACAUGGGACAUAGUUCUGACAAUCGACUAUCAGAACCCGAACAUAGAAAGAUUGAACUGAUUGUUGGUGAGGUGGGGACACCUUUGACUUUAAAUAUGUUUGGAUCUGGCAUUUUUCAGCUAAAAGUGUCCUUCAGAUCUACUUUAUUUGGUGACCCAAUAUAAAAACUAGGUUUAUGAUGGAGUCCCAAUGAAUUCUAGGGCUCCACCGUAGUUUGUGGGGGGGUGGGGGGGGAGGGGAAGAUGGGAUCCACGGGAUAAGGUUAGUCCCAGCUAGGGACGGCGCUGCUCUGCAACGUCGUCGGGGAAGGGAAACUUGGACGGAAAUAGGAGGAGAGGGAAGGUCAGGAAAUCCCUGCAAGGGAAGGUGAGACAGCUAAAGUCACGUACCGGUUUCUGCCUGCCAACCAAUCCUUACUUCUGGUAAUUAUACCAGCUAAAGUCACGCGGGCGGCGGCGCGGGGUGAGCGCGCGGGCUGCAGAAGCCGGCGCGCGGGGCGCGCGCAGCGGUGGCGCUUCGGCGGGAAGGCCGAGCGUCGGCGGCGCUUCGGCGGGAAUGCCGAGCGUCGGCGGCGCUUCGGCGAGAAGGCCGAGCGUCAGCGGCGCUUCGGCAGGAAUGCCGAGCGUCAGCAGCGCUUCAGCGGGAAUGCCGAGCGUCGGCGGUUGGGCGGAGACCCAACCUUCGCUGGAAGGAUCGGCCCUCUCUGGUGGCGCCGGGAAGCGGAGCAGAAGAAGGAGACGAUCCGGCCGACGAUACCAGGGAGGGUUGAGCUCUCCUGGUCUAAGCGGCGCCGGAAACGGCGCGACGGCGGCGGAGCGUCGGGAAACUCCGACGGGGGCCUAUGAGGAGCUUGGGCUGGAUCUAGCUCGUCGGCACGGCUGCAGGGUCUCUCCCGACGUCGGCGGCAGGUAGGCGUUCGUCGGCGAACGGCCAGCGACUGGGCAGAGCGGCGGAGGGCGGGCCCGGCGAGUUUAGGGUGGAGUUCCGAAGGAAGAGGUGGCAGUCGAACUAGGAGUCGAGAGACUCUGGCGGAGUGCUCGGCGACGGCUCGUAGGGAGGCGAAGCAAGCCCCUUUCGUCACGACGGCGUGACGGGGUUCCAGCAGAGGCGGCGGCGGCUGCAGCAGCAACCGCGACCGUUUCGUCCGGUGACGGCGGCGAUCUCACGGGCGGCAAUGAAGAUGUCCGGCGGCGGCAGUGGUCUCAGGCUGCGGCGGGACUUCUCUGGCAGCAGCGUCACGAUGAACGAAGUCCUCAGGGUAUCGACGGCCUUACUCUCCCUCCUUCUGAUGGCGAGCGGGACUCGUCUCCAUCAGUUCAGGAGACACCGGCAGUCCGAGUUCAGCCCGAUCGACGCGCGAAGACGAAGGAGCCUGGCUUUCGCUACACGGCCUAGCCCUUCGGGACGACGACAUUUCACCUCCGCGACGACGACGAGCUCGAGCUCACCCUUAUCUUUCUUUGUAUUUUUCACGUUGACUUGUUGGGCCUCGCGUUUAUGUGUUAGCGGGCCCAAUUCUAUGUGUGUGUUGUUGUUUGUGUCUCCUUUUCUUUAGGGUUUUAUUGGGUCUCUCUUUUGAGGCCCAAUUAAAACCCUAGGGGGACCUAGGCUUCUUUCCUUUUCGGGCUUCUUUUGGGGCUUAUUUGGGUCUUCAUUUGAGGCCCACUUAAGCACCUACGAGGGCCCUCCUCUUUCUCCCUUUUAGGGGAGCUUAUUGGGUCUCUCUUUUAGAGGCCCAAUAAGCCCCUUUUGUAGCCUUUUUGUGGCUUAUGGGCUUGAGGGCCUCAAAUGGGCCCACCUCUCCUUAGCCCACUUCUGGGCCCCAUAUAAGGGGAGGUAGGACCCCCCCCUCAAGAGAGCGCCGUAUUUUUGAGAGAGAUUAUCGUUUUGUGAGUACCUUCUUCGUGAUCUAGGAUAGGGAGGGAAGGAGGAAGAGGAAGGCCGUCGAUACCCCCUUCGAGGACUUCGUUCCUCGUGACGCUGCUGCCCGAGAAGUCCCGCCGCCGCCUGAGACCACUGCCGCCGCCGGCCAUCUCAUUGCCGCCCGGGAGUUCGCCGCCGUCACCGGACGAAACGGUCGCGGUUGCCGCUGCAGGCGCCGCCGCCUCUGCUGGAACCCCGUCACGCCGUCGUGACGAAAGGGGCUCGCUUCGCCUCCCUACGAGCCGUCGCCGAGCACUCCGCCGGAGUCUCUCGACUCCUGGUUCGACUGCCGCCUCUUCCUUCGGAACUCCACCCUAAACUCGCCGGGGCCGCCCUCCGCCGCUCCGCCCAAUCGCUGGUCGUUCGCCUACGAACGCCAACCUGCCGCCGACGUCGGGAGAGACCCUGCAGCCGUGCCGACGAGCCAGAACCAGUCCAAGCUCCUCACAGGCCCCCGCCGGAGUUUCCCGACGCUCCGCCGCCGUCGCGCCGUUUCCGGCGCCGCUUAGACCAGGAGAGCUCAACCCUCCCUGGUAUCGUCGGCCGGAUCGUCUCCUUCCUCUGCUCCGCUUCCCGGCGCCACCAGAGAGGGCCGAUCCUUCCAGCGACGGUUGGGUCUCCGCCCAACCGCCGACGCUCGGCAUUCCCGCCGAAGCGCUGCUGACGCUCGGCAUUCCUGCCGAAGCGCCGCUGACGCUCGGCAUUCCCGCCGAAGCGCCGCCGACGCUCGGCAUUCCCGCCGAAGCGCCGCUGACGCUCGGCAUUCCUGCCGAAGCGCCGCAGACGCUCGGCCUUCCCGCCGAAGCGCUACCGCCGCGCGCGCCCCGCGCGCCGGCUCCUGCGGCCCGCGCGCCCACCCGGCGCCACUGCCCGCGUGCCCUAGGGCACGCCGCGCGGCUUGCCGCGCACGCCCGCUAGCGUGCCCUUCGGCCCACCAGCGGGCCCACGCCCACGCCGACAGUGCCACGCCUUACGACGACGACUACUUCGACCUCUCGACCAGGACCGACCGUCGACGCUGAGUAUCGCUCUUCCCCGGACGUCUCUGCCUACAUCGAGUCUCCGCUCCGUCACGACCAGCCGGGUUACACAGCCCCGAAGGUUAGCUCCGUACCCCUUCUUACUUAAGUUUAAUUAUCUUUUGAAGGGUUUUUUCGACUCAUUUCCACUGCCAUCAGGAGAACGUAGAUAGGAUCGGAUGGGUUAUCGGAUCGUGACGUCCGACGUUGCGUCAGACUCAUCACCGUUCGUGAGCUGCAGCCCUAGGCUACUUCACAAUAACAGUUCCACCGUAUGUCUGGGCGUGGACCGAGAGGGCCUCACACUUACCAUCGUCGAGCGUUUCCCCGAGUUGUCUUAGGUUGAUAGUGCAUAUUGGUAUGCUUGCCUAUACUUACGUUACGUGAUCAGAUUUAGAGUCUAAGAUCUAUACAUUCUUAUCGGAUCGGUCCGACUGCCCCUUCUAGGGUCUUGAGUUUCAUUGAUCAAGAAUAAGGGUUCUUGCCUUGUCCUGCAUCACCUUCCCUCCCUAACCUAGGUCACGAAGAAGGUAUCUCACAAAUGAUAAUUUCUCACAAAAUUCGCCUCUCCUAUGAGGAGGGGUCUUACCUCCCCUUAUAUGGGGCCCACAAGUGGGCUAAGGGGAGGUGGGCCCACUUGAGGCCCUCAAGCCUAUAAGCCACAAAAAGACUACAAAAGGGACUUAUUGGGCCUCUAAAAGAGAGACCUAAUAAGUUCCCUUAAAAGGAGAAAGAGGAGGGCCUUCGUAUGGUGCUUAAGUGGGCCUCAAAUGAAGACCCAAAUAAGCCUCAAAAGAAACCCAAAAGGAAAGAAGCAUAGGUCCCCCCCUUAGGGUUUUAAUUGGGCCUCAAAAGAAAGACCCAAUAAAACCCUAAAGAAAGGGAGACACAAACAACAACACACACAUAGAAUUGGGCCCGCUAACACACAAACACGAGGCCCAACAAGUCAACGUGAAAAUACAAAGAAAGAUAAAGGUGAGCUUGAGCUCGUCGUCGUCGCGGAGGUGGAAUGUCGUUGUCCCAAAGGGCUAGGCCGUGUAGCGAAAAUAGGCUCCUUCGUCUUUGUGCUUCGAUCGGACUGAACUCGCACUGCUAGUGUCUCCUGAGCUGAUGGAGACGGGUCCCGCUCGCCAUCACAACUUCUCAUUCCACCUCCGAGUUAAUGUCUUCAUCUUGUAAUGGGGAAGCUUUAGAAAUACCCACUUGUCAACUUUAAAUUGUACGUCAUGAUGAUGUUGAUCUGCUUCCUUCUUCAUGUAUGCUUGUGCCCUGGGUGAGUGACUCUUUAGCAGCUGCAAGCUAGUGUCCCCUUUUGUAAGCAUGCGGUCCACCUCAUCCAAAGGGGACACGGCUGACCCUGGUUGGGGGCUCUCUCCUGUACACAGCUUGAAAUGGCGAUGUCUUGAUCUUCUGAUGGAACGACGUGUUAUAACUCAAUUCAGCUCAAUGCAGAUGCUCGCUCCAACUUGUCGGUUUGUCACCUGCAAAGUAAUGUAGAUAGCUCUCCAAGCUCCGGUUGACGACUUCCGUUUGGUCGUCCGUCUCCAAGUGGUAUGCAAAACUCAUCUUGAGUGAGGUCUCUUGGAGUGCAUGUAACUCCCUCAAGAACAUGCUGGUGAGGACGCUCCCUCGAUCGAUGACAAUGGAUAAUGGAAACCCAUAUAAGCAUACAAUAUCCCUAGUGAAGACGGCUGACACGUCUACUACUCCAAAUGGGCGUUUUAAGAGAGAGAAAUGGUUGUACUUACUAAGAUGGUCCACUACCACUAAGAUCGAGUCAAAUUCUUUAGACUUCAGAAGGCACUCGAUGAAGCCAUUGAUAUAUCCUCUCAUAUGCGGUUCAGGAUGGGUAGUGGUUGAAGAUGGCCUACUAGAGAGAGACAGUUGGACUUGAAAUAGAGGCAAGUGGAGCAUUGAUUGAUAUGCAUUUUGAUGUCUCCUUUCAUGCCCCGCCAUUAGAAUUGUUGCGAGAUGCAACAGUAAGUCUUUAGAAAUCCAACGUGCCCCCCUAAGGCUCGAUCAUGAAAUUCUUCAAGCAAUUUUGAGAUGACCGUGGAUGGGCAGGGUAGAGUCAAUCAGUCCUUGAAUCUCAACAAGCCAUUGCGAAGUGUAUGCCUUUGAUCAUCGGAAUCUCCCUCUUUGAUCUCCUCCCUAGUGGGGUUAAGUUCAAAGAACCGGUCGACGCACAUGAGCCACCAAUCGAGAUCACCUCCCAAAAAUACGGGUAGUUCUUCCUUGCGAUGUGGGCAUGCUUUGCACCGAGGUUCGUGAGGGCCCAUGUUGUGCUCGCUGCCCGAAUCUUCUUCAUAGCCACCCUGGUGUUCCUCCCGUUGCGUAUCCCUCAUCGGAUCUCAGGGAAGAGGUCCGGUGUGAUGUAAAGGCGAUUGUCCCUCCGCACCACGACCCCGCCCCCAGUCCAAUGGCUGGACGGUCGUGGAGGCGCGGUGGCUGUGGGGUGCAACGGUCACAGGGGGGGGGGGGGGCGCUCCUGCUCGCAGAGUCGCUGGGCCAGUGUCCGGUCGGGGCAGAGAUGGGCCACGGUCCCGCUGAGGCAAGGCUAGGCCCAAGUCUGCCUUAGGGUUGCUUGUGGUACCCCAUCCCAUGUCGAGACCGGUUUGACUGCCCGCUUCUUGGCAACGGUUAAGCUGGCCGGCAUGCCUCUCCGUUAUAGAGCAGUAUGGGGACACCCAGGAAGACAUCCCAUCAGGUAUGGUGGUAUAGUCCGCUGACGUGGGGCAGUGUGGCAGUGCUAUGUAGGAUGUCCCAUCAGUAAGGGCCAGCACCGACCCCCGGGGCGGCUGUUGAGCAGGCGACGGGGCCAGCGGUGCCUGGACGGGCAGAGGGAGGAGGCCCGAGUAGGAGCAGGGUUGCGACGGUUCCCCGGACUCCGAUGCCUUAGAUCGACGGUGCUCGGAAUGGCAUGUAGUCGAUCUGGACGUCGAUGCACUGGAGGCGCUGGGGGAGCGCGACGAGCGGCUCUUGGAGGAUCCCCUGGAUGCGGCUGGGCGGGCGGCCAUAGUGGCGAGGGAGGCUUGGACGUCGGCGAGCUAGGCGGCAACCGCCUGAACUGCAGCCGAGUUAGUGGCUUGGGCGGCGGCAAUCUGGUCUGCCUUAGCUUGGGCUGUGGUCGCGGCUUGGGCGGCAGUGACUUGGUCGGCCGCCAGGGCCCGUAUCAUGUCUUUGAUCUCGGUGGUGGACUGUUCCAUGAGAGCUGCUUUGGAACGUGUGAUCAUGCAACGGCGGUAGUGGGAGGAUGGCUCUGAGACCAAUUGAUGGAGUCCCAAUGAAUUCCAGGACUCCACCGUAGUCUGAUGGGUUUCUCACAAAAGAGAGAGAGACAGACAGAAAUAGCGAAUGAGGAGGGGAAGACGGGUUUCACAGGAUAAGGGUAUUGCAAGCUAGGGACGGCGCUGCUUUGCAAUGUCGUCGGGGAAGGGAAACCUGGAGGGAAACAAGAGAGGGAAGGUCAGGAAAUCCCUUCGAGGGAAGGUGACAGCUAGAGUCACGUACUGGUUUCUGCCUGCCGAUCAAUCCUUACUUUUGUAUACUAGACUGGGAUAAGCCCUCCGUGGGCCUCUCGUUGUUGGGCUGACAUCCAUACUUAUUGGGCCGGCGCCUGACAUACCACACCUUUGGUAUGUCAUCAGUUUAGUGGUGAAUUGAUCCUCUGGUCAACUGUGGUUCGAGUUAUAGUUCGGACUGAGGAUCAUUUGGUUUCUCAAGGUGCUAGUUGAUGCAUGGUGGCAGUAGAGUGACAGACAGCAGCCACCAACGAUGAAGAGGAAGUGUAAACAAGAGGAAAGAGGAUCAUCACCCCUCAUCUUCCUCUUGAAGGCUUUGUGAGAAAGAAUCUAGAAGCCUAGGAUAUGUAUCAAUUUUCCAUCUAUUAUGGUUUAUAGUAAUACAUUAUUUUUUAUUAUUAAUACGCUUAUCAUUCCAUAAAUGCUUAUGAUUAUCUAGAGGACUCAUGUCAUUCUUCAUGGUUCUCUGUGUGAAAUCCACUUACAUUGGAGAUAAGCUGAUAGUGGAAUCAUUUACCAUGGCUAGUGCUUGGUUGUAAGAGGUAAAAACAAUUUCAGCUAUCAAACAUUCUUUGGUUCCCACAUCAUUCUUGUGAACUUGUGGAUUUUGGUGGUUCAUCAAUGGUUGGUUCUAAUGAACCCCGUAAUGUAGAGUUACUUUCUAGAACCUCAUCUUUUUUGGGUCCAAUUAGCCCUCAAGGAAAAUAGUGAAUGAAGCCAUUGUACAGUACAAUAGUGUGAAUUAGGAAUUUAUGGUGAAAUGUAUGACAUGACUUAGUCAUUGUAUAUUAAAUCACGGAAAUCUAAAAUUUAUAAAACUAGAAAAUAUAAAUUUUCGGAUAUUUAGAAGUAUUUCUGAACAAAUAUAUCAAUUAUAAUUCAAUCAAACUUCUAAAAAAUAGCGGUAAUUUCCAGGUCAAGCACAGGGAUGUAAUAUAAUAUCUGGUAAUUAUUCAGAAUUUUCCUCAAAUAAUACUAUUUUAUAUGAAUUUUAUACUAAGAAAUGAAAAGAAAAUAUAUUUAAAAUUCACGAAAAAAGAAAAUAAGGGUGCGAACGUCAGGAUGACGUCAGCGCCCGACGAACGUGAAUCGGGUGAAAACAGAGUUCCGUCCGGUGAUUCUUACGUAAGCGAUUACAGAUGAUUUAAUUGAUCAAAUUAAGAUCUGUAAAAGCCGGAAGAAUCGUAAGUAAACGAAGUAUAUUUUGGUAAAUUAAAAUCACACAAAUUAUCACUAAAUGAAGCGUAAAGUAAGUUUAAAGCAGGAAAAUAGAGUUCUGGCGUCGCGGCAGUGAUGUGUCGGCAAUGCACCGGAAUCCUAAGCGUUCAGGAGAAUAGUCGUACAGUGUCCAUAGCCUCGAAGGCUCUCCUUGGACAAAGACGAUGUGGGCAAUCUCUAGAUCUCUUUGCGAAGUCUAGAGAUCAAUGAAAUGGGUCGUCGAAUUAUCUCAGGUGGCUAUCACCUAGCGGAGCGGAAAAACGACGACUUUGUGGCUCUCUAGCGGCUGUCACCCGACGGAGAGGAGCUAGAAGGAGGUGGGGCGCGUGUCAGGUAGCUUCAUCCUCAAGUCCACACAGCAAGAGGAGGCUCUUCACCGCAUCUGGUACGCUCUCAGGAGGUGGCAACUCGUCUCCUGACGGAUCAUCCUCUCCCCGACGACAGCUUGUUCGUCGAUCAAUCGGAGAUGCUUUACUCGAUGGAUUCGCGAUCUUUUUAUCGUGAAUCAUUCAGCAAUUUUAGUAAUAAUGCUCCGCGAAUCGCGUUGACGAGAUUUUUGCUGAUGAUCCAGCGAUUCUAGUUGCUUAAUCCUUCACUGGCGAUUUGCAGGAAAGUCGCGAUAAUCAGAUAAAAAUAUGAAUUUUGGCUCUAGGAGGAUUCGAACCUGCGCCGGUUGCCCCCCCCGCCUCUUCUAAGAAAGGUAACGCGUUUAGUCCCACAUCGGUUGUGCGCCAAAUUUUCGGGCGAAUAUGUAGUAAUGUUAGAUUUGUAAGUAAAGUCCCUUUCUUGCGCGUGUACGACCACUCCUUGCCCCACAGCCGGCUAGCCACCAGUGACAUGGAAGGGGAGUGGCGCACACGUGCCCUAUCGAUCCAAGCCACUCGAGCCCUUGCUCGCGGCUCCUCCCCGACUAUGCUUCCAACUUGCUUGCAAGCCCAGCUGGCCGGCGGGUCCCCUCAUUUUGCUAUAUUUUUAUUUUUAUUUCUUUUCCUUCAUUUAUCUCAAAAGUAAGACUGUAAAAAUUGUAUAAAAUCACAUAAUUACCCAAAAAAUUAUGUUAAUCAACUGAAAACCACUUUUCACACUUUAACACAAAUAUAAGUCUAUUUAUCAUGAGUUAAGGCUAAAACUAUAUUAUUUACUAAUUAUUAACUCAUGAUAAUGAAGACUUAUCAAUGCACAACUUGGAGUUUUUACUGAUUGUGGCCUCUCUCCUUCACUUUUUGAAAGAUUAUUGUGAGCAGGUGGAGCUAAUCAAAUGUCUUCAUUCAUAAAACCAUGUGACUAAUCUCAAUCACCAUCAAUAGUGAAGAUUCAUUUUUAAAGAACUUAAAAUAAUUUAAUAAGUGAUGUGCACUUGUCAUUGUGUUUAAAUAUUUAUUAUUCUAAUAAUAUUUAUAAUUAAGACUUAAUAAGAUAUUAGUAUAGAUAUAAGUCUCAAGUCGAACAUAAAGAGAUUGAUUAAUCUUUCAUAAAAAUUUAAUUUAAUUUACAUUGAGAGUGAUUUAAAUAUUUCAUCACUAACUAAUAGAAAGAAUAAAAUAGAAAUGUGAGGUGAGAAGAAUAAAGAAAGUGGAGAAGGAAAGGAGAGGAAGAGAGAGAGAAGAGAGAGUUCUUACAAAAUAGAGAGAAGAGAUCUCUCAUGAAAGAGAGAGAAAGAGAUCUUACGAAAGAGAGGGAGAGAGUGAGAGAGGGAGAUCAAUCAACAGAUAAAGAAAGAAAGGGAGAUUGAUCAAGACAAAGGAAGAGAAAUCUCAUAAGAGACAGAGAAAAGAAGAGAUCUCAUGAGAGAGAGGGAGAGAGAGAAAUAAAAAGAUGAUAAAGAGAGAGAAAAACAUAGUCAACAUAUUUUUACAAUGACCAUGAUUUUUAGAUGAAUGUGUGCUCGAAAAUUCACACACAUGAGAUAGGGUCAGGCGUGAAUGUCUCCACCUUGUUUUAACACUUCAACACUCAUUAAUCAGCCUUUAAUCUCAUUGAUUUCACCUUCAAAAAUAAAAAUAUACUCAUAGUUCAUAGAACACUGAGAACAUGAAUACUUCAAGAUUCAAUUGUGAAAAUCAAUAGAAAAUAAGUUAGAUAUGAUCUUAGCUUGAUCUCAUACAAGUUUUAGAGGAUUCAGAAAAAGAACAAAAAUCAUUCAUUAGGAUUUGAAUUAAUUCUACUCAUUUCAAUCGAAAUAUGUAGAAAACAAAAAUAACUUGCCUUAAAAUGUAAAUAAAUGUUCAAAGCACAUAAAUAAAUACUAAAAAUAGGAAAAAAAUAAUUGUCUAAGUUUAGUCUAACUCCUGGGUAAUUCGAGACACUAGUGUGGCAGCUUGAUUUUGUCCGAGCAUGCCACACCACAUUGGAAGUUGCAAAAAUAUUGUCUAAAAAUGUUACGUUACUUGCUAGAGAGAUUUGCCAAAAAGAGAGGUCAACCACUUUGUCACUAUCAUCUAAGAGGAGAAGGAAAGAGCUGACCACUCAUUAGAAGCUUUGAGUGCAGUCGAAGAAGGAAAGAAUGAGAUUGUCGAUUGUUGGUGAUUUUGAUCGGGCAAAAAGGGAAAAGAACAGAUGUCGUAAUCGUGACUACAAUCAGGAUUUUAAAGAUAAUCAAUAAUAUCUAUUUUACUAAAUAAUAAUUAAUUAUUGUCUUUAUCUCCCUAAUGGUGAUACAUACGAGAACUUAAGUUCUCAAUAUUGUGGCACUUCGCUUGCCACUAGAUUAGGUGUGCUCAGUCACAUGGCAUGUUGAGUGUCACAAGAUUCAUAAACCAUUAACAGAAUGCUUCGCAUUUCAGGUAUCGUGGCAGUUCACCUAUUGCGGGAUCUAUCUUGUCUAGUAACGUGGCUUGCUAAGUGCUGAUAGAUCACACCAUGCUCUAAAUCGUUGCCUUGAAACAAAUGAAUUUUUUUCCCACAUCAGAAUUUUUUCAAUGAUUAAGCUCAAUAUAUAUCAAAGUUACAUUCUGUGUGCAGAGAUCCUUACUCCCGAAUAAAAUAAUAUCUAAAUCCAUCUUGGGAGAAGAUAAUAGAUGGUCCACCCUUGCCUGCACACAUGUGUAUGACGCUCUUUGCUCCACAACUAGAUGGCCCCGGGGAUGCAUCAAGAGAAUGAUGCACACAUGUGUAAAGUGAGUACUUAGCCACUCAAGCCUAGCUCGUGGCUCCCCUGAUCUAGGUCCACCCACUCAAACAUACUGCCCCUUCGGGUCAACUGUCGAGUGCCAACUUGUCAAUAGGCAGCAGUAUUUUUUUUAUUUUAUCUUAUAUUUUUAAAAAAAAUUACAUUAAGUCCUUUGACUUCAGACUUUCAAAACUAACAAUAUAUUGUUAUAUUUAUUCUACAAGUUAACACACAAAAAUAAAAUAAUAAAACUAUUAAACAUCAAAAUUUUAGCUUUAAUAAUAAGAUAUAGAUAUCAUAUGAAUAUCUUACACAAUUCUCUUAGUAUGUUUUCUUGAGAAUAACUAAACUAGAAAACAGCACCAUACGACUAUAACUCAAAUAGUACAUGCAAAUGGGGCCCCAGGUGUCUCUCCAAAUUUAAGAAUCCUAGUGGAGGGUGAGGUCGAAAGCACAAACUAGGCUGAGUUUCAUCAUAAGAAAGAUGAGUUUUCAAUAGAUUCUCUCUUUGAUGUAGUACCUUUAUUGGUUCCAAAGAAAGUCCCAUGGCCCCAUUGGGAGGAGAAUCUAUUCAGCUGCCAGCUAAGCACAAUCUACUUUAUUUUUCCUCAAUGGGAUACAUUUAGAUUCUUAUGGUGCUUGUAGCCCUCUUGCCCAUAUAUUUUUUCUUGCAAUUUGUUUCUCUGAGUUCUGACUUUUUGGAACAUGAUAGGAUGGGCUUUCAAAGAAAAUUAUCCUAUCUAACUUUUUGAGGAAUUCAAUGAGCAGAUUAUUUCUUCUUGAAUCCCCUUGUUUUGACAUUGUACUCCUAUUGUUUUAUUUAAUUUCAUAUUUUUUGAAAUUCAUUAGUUUCAUAAGUAGGAAACUAAGCUCACUCUGGUAUUCUAAUGAGAUAUCUGUGAGCGCCAUGAUUACAACGUACUUGAACUUGAUUACAAUGCUUCUGAUUUAUAAUGGUUAGCCUGGCAGUCCACCAGAAUGUAACACCAUGUAUUUGCAGUGACCGGAGCAUAGUAACUUAUGAUUUGCGCAUGUCUUCACCAGUUAGAAAACUUAUUAUGAAGGUGAAGAAAUUGGUUCCUGAUCAUUUGUAUGUCACCAGAAUAUAACGCCGUGUAUCUGGUUCAAGCUAUUGCAUCAGAAAAAUGAUUCUUUCAAAUCAUGUUUAAGAUGAUAUCAACUCUUGAAAUAGAGUAGUCAAAAUUCCAUAGUAGAUCUUAUUAUAUUUAACAGCAAAGCAAAGCACCAUUUGUAGCUUGACAGACAGAAGAUAACGACACAAAAGAAAAAGAAACAAGAUUUAUGCUCACAUCCUUUAUUAUAUCCAUGAGCUCUCAUAUAAUUUUAUUGCAUCACAGCGAUUGCUCGAGUUAUCUCCCUGACCUAGGUCCAUGGGAAAUAUGGUUUGUUCCUUCGCACAUCCUCCAAAUAAUCUACUUGACUAUUUGCUGGUGUGAAGUUCCAUACCUGUAAAUAGAUUGAUCAAAUCAGCCGUGUACAAAGAUAUCUUUCGUUCUAUCAUUUCUGAGAAAGUCGAUACACUCGGUGGAUGUGUAAAAGAUAUUCUUUUUUUUCCAUCACUUGGACAUGUAUAAAAAGAAUAUUGUGCUGAUCACACAAUUUUGACCGUUAUUUUUGAAAAAAGAUCGUACUUCGUGAUCAAAAAGGGAAAAAGAGAAUAUGUGCGAUUGUGAAAAGCUUGAGCUGCGCAGAAAGAAACCUUUCUACAUUGAUAUGGUCUUACACCAGCAGGGGAUUAAGCAGAACGUGAUGAAAAUAAAAACUAUCAGCCCAAAAACCCUAAAAAAGUAGAAUUUCCUCCUCCGAAACAAAACCUCUCCAACACACUAAACUUCUCAGUGCCCCACAGAAAUCACCUCUGACAUCACUGCCACCUUGUGGCCUCUUAGCUCCUGUUUAGGAGACAAGAACUUUCAACUGGAUUUGGCUUAGUUGGAAUCAUCAUUGUACAAGAAUCAGGAUCCAUGGUUUACCCCUAAACCUAGCGCCACCUUCAGCUUGUUUUUUUGAGAACUUUUAUUUUUUAAUUUCUAGUGAUUAUCAAUAUUAAUUGUAUUUCCUCUAUUAAGAAAAAAAAAAUGCAAGAGGACAAGAUAAAGACACUAUGUAGCUAUGAUGUCUUAGUGUUGGGUAGAUUUCUGAGUGUCUUUACGAAGUAAAAUAACGUUCACUUUUGUACUUGGAAUCAAUUAAUAAGAAGAUCAUGAUUGGAUCAUGCCAUUCUUCUCCUGUCAUGCUCCGAAUGUAUGCAUUACUUUGCACAUUUAUUGGAUGUGUAUAAUAAUAACUUCACUAAUAAACUUCACGUAGAAAUUUUAAUGAGGGAAAAGAGGGGAAUCAAAGGAAAAUAGUUCAAUGUUCUUCUGCUAAAUUUUUCCUAUUAAAUUUAGGCAAAUGAAGAUUGCAAUUGCUAUAGCUAUGAUGCAAGGAAACUGGAUGAAGCCAAGUGUGUACAUCAGGAGCACGUAUCUGUGGUGUGAGUGAUCUGAACUGUUCCUCUUUCUGGAAACCUUUCUUUUGUAGAGAACUGAAAGUUUCAUCAGAAUUUUCACUUUCAGGAUGGACAUUGAUUAUUCUCCGACUGGCCGGGAAUUCGUAACCGGUUCUUAUGGUAGAACUGUGAGUAGUUGUGAUUAGGAACGUAAUUGGAUUUUUUUUCUUGUGUGGCGAUAGUUGAGCAUGAUAGAGAGCAUUCUUCUAGAGCAUUUGUUCAUCAACUUCAUUCAUCAAAAUAAAAUAUUUUCAGGUGAGAAUCUUCCAAUAUAAUGGAGGUCGCAACAGGGAAAUUUACCACACCAAAAGAAUGCAAAGGUCCGUAUCAUAUACAAUCAUAAACUUUUCGUCUCCUUCUCAGCAUGGACUUACCCUUGUGAAAUAUUUUGGACUGAUUUCGUAUGCAAUACUGCCCAUGGUCCGAAUGAUCUGAUUUCUUCAUGUCUUUCCCAUUUCUGUCUGGAGUUCUUAUUAUCAGUGUAUGAUUACAAAACACUUUGCCUUCAUCCAACUACUUGACCGGGUUACAAAACACUUUUUACGUGCGGGGUAUUUUGUGUCAAAUACAGCUGUGAUGGGACAUAUCUUAUUUCCGGGAGUGAUGAUACCAAUCUUCGGUUGUGGAAAACUAAAGCUUCAGAGCAACCAGGAGUUGUAAGCAUCUCCUCUAAUUAUUCGUUCAUUUUCUCAGUGGGAAUUAGACCAACAUAAUAGUUCCCACGCUUGAUUGUGUAGAAAAAAAACAUAUGACGAGGACUUAAUAAUGUAGAAUUCAAAAGUGACCUACUGACGGAUCAGUUUCUUUUGUGUUUUUAAUUUCGAAAGUGUAUGGAGGUCUCGCAGUGAUUUCUGUCAAUGUUCUUCAGAUUUAAAUGGAAAAAUCUGUCCCCGUUACGUGAGUGGCCUUUGGCAGAUGAACAUAUUCAUUUACACUGCAGGGAAUAGUCUGUGCUUUUUAAAUACGUGGGGACUGACGGAUGCCGUUUUUCAGUUAACCAACCUACGAAUCUGGCUAUGGAAUCAAUAAAUUUCAUUUUUAUUUGAACGUCCCUUUGUAUUUAGCUAGAUCUCUAUUUGACCAAUCGCAUUUAUUUUAAUUCUCCAAUCUCAGAUUUUUAUUCUUCUCAGAAAUAGGACUGAGAACGAAAUUCCCAUUUCCUGGGAAAAUGAUUACAGGUCCCUGUUCCUAUGAUGAGUCUAAUAAUUUCAUCUUCUUUUCCCUCCAAAGUUGCCUCCUCUCUUCUAUUUGGAUCUUCAUUGUCUGAAUAAUUAUUCCAUUCUCUUUGAUAAUAUUUACAAAAGUACAAUAUUUUAUUAAAUUAAGAGUAUAUUUUUGGCAGUCUAUUGAUUAUGGGAGGAAAGGUUUCAUUGUCUUACCAAUCAUCCCUGUCGUAGUAGAUUCAUCUUAUUUAUGUUGUUGGAUGGCAUGAACCAUUUAGGCUUUUGUCGUGCAGGUUCUCCCAAGGGAACGCAAGAAGCAGGAGUGUCUUGAAGCGGUCGUCGAUCGGUACAAUCACCUUCCAGAAGUGAAUCGCAUUGUUAGGUGAGCUCUCUUCUAUAAUUAAGCACACAUCUACCAUAUAUUCAAAGGAAAAAAAUGGAGAGUGAGAUUAGAAAAUGCCGGAAUAAUGAGAGUAAAAUAAGGAUCAAAGUCUCUGUUAACCUCCAGAGACUUUGAUGGGCUACUACAUGUUUUUUUAAAUAGCUUUUCAUGUUUCAUGGGAAUUCCUGUCCAUUUUUAUUUUUUUUCUUGAAAACCUUAAGAGCAUUGGAUGAAUGGCAUGUUUCUGCACAUACUUUCACAUUUCAUGAUUUCUUUUACCAGAAACAAUUGACGAAUGAUAUGCUUGAAGAUGAGGCUGAAAUCAGUCAAGAGAUUUACUUUUGAUAAAAAAAUUAUGAGCUACUGCAUUUUACUGUAAUCAUAAUUCUAGCUAGCAUACUAAUGAUGUUCUCGUAAGCGUUGUGAAUGAGCUCGGCCCUUGUCUCAACCAGUGGCACACCCCCUGCUUUUUCUCACACAUUACACAGACUUGGUUGCCCAGAUAAUCUAGAACCACAUCCCCCCUUAUCAUUAUGAACAUAUAUGAACAUGAGAGAGGUUGUAAGACAGCCAAUGUGAGAAGAGAGAGCGGGCUCACUCCAGACCCACAAACAAGAUUGGAGAUAGUCCACUUAUUUCCUUUUCAGGCAGUAUUUUGACGCCCCAGCUUGGGAAAACUGGGUUGAAUCGUAAUACUCUUAUUAGUCUUCUUGCAUUUGCUUAAGCUUAUAAAUAUUUUGUUCUUGCUAGAAUAGGUUAUUGACUGCCUUAAUCGAAGAACAGUUAAGAUCGCUGGAGGACUUUCCAUCUUGUUAAUACCUUGCUACAGGCAUAGGCAUCUGCCCAAACCGAUAUACAAGGCUGCGAAUCUGAGGCGCACAAUGAUCGAGGCAGACAGGACCAAAGAGAAGAGGAGGAAGGCCCACAGUGCCCCCAGGCUGAGCAUCUCUGCCCAGCCAUACCGCAAGAGAAGGAUCAUCAGAGAAGUAGAAUGA
Spirodela intermedia is the source of this 21275-nucleotide messenger RNA. The record is from the annotation of a GenBank genome assembly. Lineage: Eukaryota; Viridiplantae; Streptophyta; Magnoliopsida; Alismatales; Araceae.